UCAGCUUCUUGCUCUCAGCGCGCACAGUCGUACGCAGUCUCGAAACAGUGAAGACUCUGAGAGAGUGUGAGAGGGAGCGAGAAGAGAGAGACGAGACGCACAACACACGCACUUGUUUCGGAGAGUGUGGGGGGCUUCUGAGUUGCGCGUGUGUGUGCGUGUUUGCGAGAGCAUCCAUUUCACGGAGAUUACAGUUGGAAGCGGAGGAGGCGGCGGCGGCUGCGCGCAUCUCCGAGGACCACGCUGCUGUUCCUCUCUUCAAGUCACUUUCCACGAACGGCUGAAGGGCGGAGAGACACUUUCCCCCUCCACCUCCGAUCCGAGCAUCCUCUCUGACAACUGCUCCCUUGACGGAAUAUCUUCAAGUUCACCCCCCCGUGUUCUGCAUUGUUUCCCCCCCUGGAAGUUGCGCAGCGGCAGCAAAAGAGAAAAUGGGAAUUUGUGGACGUUUGGCGCUGUCUGGGAGAUGCCUGGCGCUCCUCGGACUUAAAUUGUUAUUCCUUGUACCCGCAGGAGUUCCGGCCAGGAGCGGGGAUUCUGUAUUAAAGGACAACAUCACCGUGAGACAAGGAGACAGCGCCGUCUUGAAAUGUAACGUGGACAGCAAAGUAUCCAGAGUGGCAUGGCUCAAUCGGACCACCAUACUUUUCGCUGGGAAUGAAAAGUGGUCUCUGGAUCCUCGAGUCAUCCUCAUGGAAAACACGGCGGUGACAGAAUACAGCAUCAAGAUUCAAAACGUGGACGUUCACGACGAAGGACCCUACGUCUGCUCGAUCCUCACCAACAAGAAACCCAAAUCGACAAAGGUGCAUCUCAUCGUUCAAGUACCUGCCAGGAUCACAAACAUAUCCAGGGACGUCACAGUGAACGAGGGCCGCAAUGUCAAUCUCAUGUGUUUAGCGGUGGGUCGACCCGAGGCCAACAUCAUAUGGAAGCAUCACUCACCACGAGGAACUCAUAAAUUUGUGACGGAGGGGGAGCAUCUGCAGCUGACAGCCGUCACCAAAGAGCAGUCGGGUUCCUACGAGUGCAUCGCCUCCAACGACAUCUCGGUCCCUGAUGUCAGGACGGUGCAAGUCACUGUCAACUACCCCCCCUUCAUCUCCAAGGCCCGGAGUACAGGCACGCCACUUGGGCAAAAAGGAAUCCUGCAAUGCGAAGCCUCAGCUGUUCCCAGAGCAGAUUUUGAGUGGUACAAAGAAGACCGCAGGAUCUUCAACGGUAUCAAUGGAGUGAAGAUAGAGAACCAAGGUAAACAGUCGAUGCUGGUCUUCUUCAACGUUUCGGAGGAAGACUACGGAAACUACACUUGUGUCGCCAUGAACACGAUGGGAAUAACUAAUGCCAGCAUAAUACUAUAUGGCCCCGGAGCUAUGCAUGACGUGAACGGAGCAGCAGGACUUCCCCAACACUCUGUAUAUCCCCUUGUGACGCUAACUCUGCUGCAGCUGCUGAAGUUCUGAUGCGGCAACCUACAGGCUUCUCUCAACAACCAUGAUCAGCAAGAACAGACUUUUAAGUCCAACAAGAAAAAAAAAAAAAAAAACAA
Messenger RNA from Synchiropus splendidus (mandarinfish), 1549 nucleotides. It is a transcript of the gene opcml, whose product is annotated as opioid binding protein/cell adhesion molecule-like. Bases 432 to 1463 code for a protein of 343 amino acids. Gene Ontology annotation, cellular component: neuron projection. The record is from RefSeq and is a predicted model, not a curated record. The transcript is spliced from 7 exons. Lineage: Eukaryota; Metazoa; Chordata; Actinopteri; Syngnathiformes; Callionymidae.